CUCUCUACGCACAUGUAUUAUGUACUACAUGUAGCUAGCUAGUACUAGUACCUGUACAGUACUGGUACCGGGCUGAACUGGAGUCCAUAGUGGUGGCUUGUGGCUUCCUCAUCGGGACACGUUAGGUCUCAUUCGAGAAGCACUUACUUGUUUUAAAGGGUUUUUUCGCGAGCACAGGACCUGCGCCUUCCGCCCCUUCCGCCACCCGCCACCCACCACCCCCACGCCUUCCUAAAAGCUAGAACUGCUGGUGGCCCAUCCGCGAGAGAGAGGGAGAGAGAGAGAGAGAGAGUACAGAUUGAGCAGCUUAUUAUCGGCUCAUUAGCCACACAUCGAAAGCGUUCCCACCAGAUAUUUCCCUCCUCGUGUUCAUUUUUUGCUUUGCGACCAUCCGACUAUACCACCAACACCAUUCUUUCAUUCUCGCUCCCGUUCCCCUUGAUAGGCCGGCCCAUCAUCCUCCAAGAGACAGAGCAUUGAACGUCGCUGACCGGUUCUUUCAUACAAAACAGAAGACCAUCAGCUGUCGCCACUCUUGAAGCAAUUCGUGAAGAUGACACCCACAAACCAAAAACAAGAUUCCCAGCCAAAUGGCGACCCACCACAAGCCACGGAGGACACUCUGCAGCCCGCACCAGAUCAUCACGACCAUGAAGACACGAACGAUCAAGGAGAUAACGACAGUGUGAACCCCUUGGGUGGUCAUUCCUCCCAUCAUGUUCUGGUUUGGCAGAGAGUCUCUGGGGCAACCGCACUCGAUGUGGGUGAAAUGAAAGAGAGUCCACCAAUGGACGACUCGAAAGGUGCAAACAGCAAGACCGAAACCCAGAAGAGUGCUGCAGGUUCUACCGUAACACUCGAAAAACAUCAAAAGGCAUUGCUAGUCGGCCCCUCUCGGAUUGCCAUGCCUGAACAACAAGUCGAUGAACUGAAGGAAGAUAACACUACAACAUCAUCUUCGACCCAUCAUCCAGGUAUCACGGAAGCAGCUGAAAACCAAUCAUACAACAUGGAACGGUUCCCAACAUUGGAACGCUACUCAUAUCCCUAUGGGCCCGAGGUGGGAGCAUUUGCUGUGCCAGGAAUCUAUGGGUCGACAAGCGAUAUCGAGACAGCUUCGGAAAACGAACCCGUUCCUGCCGAAAAUAGUUCUCUGGGGGUCAUUGAUGGUGCUGUGGUCGUCGACGAACAAGACGAAAGAGAAGCGCAUGAGAUGGAUGGCAACGAUGCAACUACUACUGAAGAAGUCAUUGAAGGCCAACUCAUGAAAGAUAACCGCAGAAACCAAACACACCCUGGUCAAGCCAAAGCAUAUGUUAUAUUGGUGCUCUUUGCCAUUCUUGUUGGAGUGGCAGUCAUCUUGCUCGUUGUACACUUACCCAGCGACUCUGCCAGCAGCCAGAAUGACACCAACGCCAAUGCUGUCGUUCCCAAGAAUACUACCGCCUCGCCAUCAAUCGUCUACCCCCCAUUCCAAGAAGGCUUGAAUAAACGUUUGCAGCGUGCAUUCGAAGACCCUAUGAGCCCCUAUGCCAAGGCCAACUCAUGGGUUUGGGAAGAUCCGAACCUAGAGUCCUACUCACGGGAGAGGCAGUUGCAACGCUUCUACAUGUCAUCCUUCUUCUACUUUACAGGGGGUCAAAAUUGGACAAGAAAUGAUAACUGGCUUAGCUAUGAUACUUCGGAAUGCAAUUGGUACACUGCCCAUUAUGCCCCUGAAUCAGUCUGUGAUGAGGGAGGCGAUGUUGUUGUGUUCAACAUGACCUCCAACAAUUUGCAAGGUGACUUGACGGAAGCAUCAGACUUUCUUCAUACCCCACGCGUCUUUGAUGUCUCCAACAACAACUUGAGUGGCUCUUCUCCAUCCAUGACAAGCUCCUCUAUCAACCUGGAAGUGUUUGACGUCUCCAACAACAAGUUCACAGGGGUUUUCCAUGGUGGUGGAAUGUUUGUAGCAUUCAAACUUCGGGUGAUCAAAACAGAUGGGAACCAGUUCUUUGGUGGGGGUGGUGGCUUGGUGUGUCAAGUGGUACCCCUGCUUGAGGUGUUUAAUAAUUCUGGGAACUUGUACAACAAUGCCAUAGCACCAACAAUGGGUGCCUGCAAGAGCUUGGUGCAUUAUUCCUCCAAAUGUGAUCAUGUGGGGCCUAUUCCAUCGGAGCUUGGACUGCUCUCCAGUCUACAAAGUUUUGACAUUGAAGGAAACAGCCGCAUGACAGGAACAAUACCCUCCGAGUUGGGUUUGCUGACAAGCUUGUCUUCCUUGGAUCUUGCUGGAACUUCCAUUACAGGACCCAUUCCACUGUCCCUCUGUGACAGAGCAGUGGAUGGGACUCUGCAAAUCAAAGCCAACUGCAGUCUGGUACAGUGCUGCAAAUAAACUUAUCUCAGGCACGAGGCCUUGCUUUUCUGUUGCACGUGAGAGCUGGAUGGUUCUGGAGUUCAAUCCAGCAACAAUAGCAGCGGGCUGGCCUGGCUGAAUGGUAGAGUCGUAGGUAUCAUACAUUCUAUGCUUCUGACAGCUAGCUAGCUAGCUAACUACCGGUACAAUAGGAAUCAUGUUCAAACAAGG
Messenger RNA from Seminavis robusta, 2572 nucleotides. NCBI's taxonomy places the organism in Eukaryota, Bacillariophyta, Bacillariophyceae, Naviculales, Naviculaceae. The record is from the annotation of a GenBank genome assembly.